Messenger RNA from Closterium sp. Yama58-4, 2805 nucleotides. Lineage: Eukaryota; Viridiplantae; Streptophyta; Zygnematophyceae; Desmidiales; Closteriaceae. The record is from the annotation of a GenBank genome assembly.
AUGUCGUCCAGUGGCGAGGUGGUCAAUGUGCUGCACGAUUCCUCGACCGCUGCAGGUGGCAUGAAGGGUGUCUGUGCUAUUUGCCUGGAGCGUCAACAAGCAGGGAGAGGCCAUGCUCUCUUCACAGCGGAGUGCGGCCACACCUUCCACUUCCACUGCAUCACCGCCAACGUGCGCCACGGCCACUCCGCCUGCCCCCUCUGUCGCAAGCGCUGGCACGAGCUGUCCGUGUGCGCGGAGCGCGUGCCUCCCCCUUUCAUGGAAGUUUCUGAGUGCUAUACCGUGCUGCUCACUCUUAAAGGCCCUCCUCUAGACCCUCCUACUUCCGACCCUGCCGCUCCUGCCUCUCCUCCAACCGAUCCCCACCAGGGCUCACCCCUCCCUACCCCUGCAACCACCGAUGGUACCACUACCAUUACUACUACUACCACUCCUGCCGGCCACUCCUCUAGGGUGCCCAUUGAUUUAGUCACACUUUUGGACCUUAGCGGGAGCAUGCACGGUCCAAAGCUGCAGCUGCUGCAGCAGGCCAUGCUCUUUCUCAUUUCCCAACUGGGCCCCCACGACCGACUCUCUAUAAUCACAUUCUCGUCACAAGCACACCGCGUGACGCCGCUUAGACGGAUGACGGAGGAGGGGCGGCAGGAGGCAGAGGGGAAGGUGCGGGGGAUGGUGGCGAGGGGAGGGACGAAUAUUGCCCAAGGGAUGUUAAAGGCGUUGAGAGUGGUGGAGGAGAGGAGGGCGAGGAACCCGGUUGCGAGUAUCAUGUUGCUGAGUGAUGGGCAGGACACCGCCACGUGCAGCCAGAAGGGGUUUGGUUACAGCUCUCUCAACCACCCCAAGCAAACCUACAGCCGCCUCCUCCCAAGCCAAAUGACACGCUCCAAAAACUCUUCUCAAGAUGCUUCAGCCUCUUCCUCCUCCCGGCGUCUAGUCCCCGUGCACACCUUUGGCUUUGGUGCCGACCACGACGCUGCCGCCCUGCACGCCAUAGCCGCCGACACAGCUGGCGUCUUCUCAUUCGUCGAGGAGCCGGCUGGCGUGACCGCCGCCUUUGCGCAGUGCCUGGGCGGCCUGCUGUCUGUCGUUAUCCAAGAGGCCAAGAUCUCGUUCGCUGUGGGAUCGGAUCUCCCCGGGUGGCAGAUCGCGGCAGUACAUGCGGGGGGGUAUGCGUAUAGGGUGGGGGAGAAGGAGAGGGAUGGAGCGGUGCUGCUGGGGGAUUUAUACGCGGAGGAGGAGCGGCAUGUGAUGCUGGAAGUGUGGCGCAGACGACACGUCGAGGACGAAUCCCGAGCCAGGGACACGUCAGCAGCUAGAGCAGCGCAGCGUGACAUGUGUCGCAUUCUGAGGGCGCGCUGCAGCUACAGAUGCCACCCGCUCUUCCAGGACACCCACCGCACACCGCUGGUAGAGCUGGCUGUUGCGCGGGAAGAGGAGGAGGAGGAGGAAGAUUAUGAGGAAGAACCUCGCUCACUUCUUGGCACUGGGCAGGACCUGGGAGUCCUUGUGCAUUUGAGGAUGAAUCCCGAGAAAGGUACACGACGGCAGGUGCCAGGGACAUGUGUCGCAUUCUGCGUGCGCGGUGCAGCUACAGAUGCACCUUGCCUCACAGACAGACACCUCCCUCCCUCUCCCAUGUCUUCCACAGGACGACAGCAGAGGGGUUAUGCGCAUGGGCAGGAGGAGGGCGAGUAUGGGGCGCACAGCAAUGGGCAUGAUAGUUUUGCGGCGGCGCUCGCAGCAGCAGGCGGGUGGGACAGCAGCGCCCAGGGAAGCAGCAGGCAGCCCAGUGGCGCUCAGGCAAGCGGCAGGCAAUCAAGUGGCAGGCAGGCAAGUGGUGUAUCACCACCCAUCUCUGGAGCUAUGGAUUCUGGACGGCUGGGGGGAGAUGGGAGGAGGAGGAAGGAGAGGAGGAGGAAGAAAUCUCCUCCUCCUCCGCCGCUGGCGCUGGAGAGACAGAAGAACCGACUUGCUGCCACCAAAUGCAUCACUGCGGCGUUGCAGCAGGCAGAGGCGGGCAGCCUGGCAGCAGCACAGCGCACCAUACAGCAGGGCAUUGCUGACAUACAAGCAUCUUAUGCCAUGCAGCAAGGGGAUGAGGCAUCGAGGCACUUGAUAGACGAGCUGAUGGAAAUCGAGAGACGCAUGUGCAACAUGCAGACGUACAAGGGAGCAGGCCUGGCCUAUGCCCUCUCAGCGCAGUCAGCCCAUCUGCUGCAGCGAGCCAACACGAGAGGGGGAGGGGCGGCAGAAGACAGCACUGCUGGCCUCGACUACAUGACCCCUUCAAUGGUCAACAUGUUGCACAAGUCACGGGCACACAGCACUGCCCUCACAUCAUCCCCCUCCUCAGGAGGAGGGGCAACUCUUGUUGCUGCUGCUGCUGCCGCCUCCUCCGGAUCACCCUCACAGCCGUUAUUUGACAGGAGACAAGGGGCGAACGGGGCAAAUGGGAUGCUGGCUGCUGCAGCUGCAGCCCUCCCUCAACCACCCCUGGAUGGUUUGAGUGGAGACAGCUACGGCAACAGCGGCCCCUCUCGGCACGGUGGUGAGACCUCCACCAGAAGCAGCGUGCCAGACUCGCCAGCAGCAGCAGCAGCAGCAGCAGGAGGAGUAGGGCUGAGAAGGCAGAGGUCUGGCGUGCAACGGAACAGCAAGCCGGCUCCCUUGGUGGUGCGCAGUGGGAUGGGUGUGGCUGCUGCUGUGGCCGCCGCUGCUGCAGGGGAUGGCCGGCUGGACUCCUCUGCGUCGCUGUCUGCAGUCGCUCACGCACUCUCGUCCUCACCUCGUCCCGUGGAGGCAUGA